AUGGCCUAUCAUGAACCUUGCAACCAAAUUUCGGAAAAAAACAGCUUUGAUCAUCCUUCUCCACCCAAUGUUUCCCCUCACAUGGCCAAUCCCUCCAUUGAAAAUCAAUUAGCUGAAUGUCCCAGGUUCAAAAUUUGCCAAGACAGACUUGCAAAAUUAGUUGAGACCAAAGAAAUCGAAUCUCUUCAACAAUCAGGUGGCAUUCAUGAACUCGUCGCUGCAUUGGACACUAAUUUGGCAACUGGGAUUUCUGGAGAUGGAAGGGAUCUUUCUCGUCGACACCAAGCAUUUGGUUCGAAUCUGCAUUUGGAUGAACAACCUUCGACGAUGAUGAAAGAAUUCUAUGGACUUGCCAUGGAAGCUUUCAAAGAUUCUACCGUUAUCCUCCUGUUGUGCUGCGCCACGCUUUCUCUUGUGAUUGAGAUCAAGAGGAAUGGCGCAGAAGAAGGAUUCCUAGAUGGGGCUGUCACAUUUCUAGCUAUAUUGCUAGUUAUCAACUUUGGAGUCAUUUGUAGAUAUUGCAAGGCCAGAAGGAAGAUCAAGAAGUUGUCAAGGACCAAAAAUGUUGUUGGGGUAAUGAGACUUGGGAAGAUGCAACAGGUUCCAACUUCUGAAAUUGUGGUCGGUGAUAUCUUAUGCCUAAAAUCUGGUGAUCAGGUCCCAGCUGAUGGGUUGUUGGUUCAUGGUGGUUCAUUUAAGCUAGAGGAUGGUUCGGUCCACGAACACGAAGGCUUUAAUUAUUCUAAGUAUCCCUCUCUGUUCGCCGGUGGAAAGGUGGUGGAAGGCAGCUGCCGGAUGCUUGUGACAGCGGUAGGCCAUAACACAGAAAGGAGUAAGUUGAUGAGAUCAAUAAGCAAUCAUCAAAGCGAGGAUUCGAGGUUGCAAAUGGCUAUUGACAAGACCAACUCUCGCUUGGAAAAGAUUUGGUUGAGCCUGUCAUUGCUCAUUCUUCUGGUGCAACUCCUCCGGUGCUUUGUAUGGAAACCAGUUUCUGAAAAUAAUCAUAACCCGGAUCCCAAAGGCAUAAAGAACACUGCUGAGGAGAUAAUGACUGGGGUAACAAAACUUAUGAAGAAGCAAGGUGUAAGGAUUCAUAGAUUGGUUGCUGUGCUCUGCAUAUUGGUCUUUGCAAUAAGGGAUGGCUUGCCUUUAGGGACUUUUAUCUAUUUGGCAUAUGCAUCAAAGAAAAUGGUGUCAUAUCGAGCUAUGGUCGGGAAACUUCCGGCAUGUGCUACAAUAGGCUUGGUCACCACAAUCUGCACUGGCAAAACGAUUGAUCUAGCUCUCCAGCACGAGAAAAUGGCGGAUUUGUGGAUCGGUCUUGACAACAUCAAUGAAGUUUCUAAGGAAGUAGCUCAUGAAGUCCUUAGUAAGUUGAGCGAGGGAAUUUUCACGAAUCUUCAAUAUAACGGUGAUACCGCAAUAUCAUUGACAAGUGAAGAUGAUUGUCUUCUUUACUGGGCUCAGAAAGUGCUGGGCACAAAUAUGGAGGAGGUGAAUCGAAAUUGCACUAUCCUUCAUUCUGAACCUUUUGAUCUCAGCAGGAAUCGAAGAGGGAUAUUGUUAGGGAGGAAUGAAGAGGUUGGUAAAGCCAUGCAUGUGCACUGGAAAGGAGAUCCACAGGUGGUACUAUCCAUGUGUUCACACUAUUAUGACGUUGCUGGAACCAUGCAAACCCUAAAUCAAGAGAAAAUAGUACUUUUGAGCCAAAUUAUUGACAAAAUUUUAUCAGAGGGUCUCCACUGCUUUGCUUUUGCCUACAAACAAAUUGCUGUUCAAGAGAACGAGGAAUCCCCAAAACUUGGAGAAGAAGAAGAGCAAGAAGAAACACUCAAAACUACAGAGCAUGGCUUAACCUUUCUGGGCUUAGUGAGCAUGAAGAAUCCUUAUGCAGCUGAGGUGAGAGAAGCAGUGAAAGCUUGUAGAGAAUCUGGAGUUAAGAGCAAGUUAGUGGUUGGCGAUGAUUUAAACACAGCCAAAAUCAUGGCCGUUCACGCCGGAAUCCUUAGGCCUGAAGAAGACAUGGAAGGAGCUGUAAUUAAAGCCUCUGAAUUUCAAAGUAGUUCUGAGGAAGAUCGCAUGAAGAUGAUAGAUAACAUCCGGGUGAUGGCAGAAACCUCUCCGUCCGAUAAAUUGUUGAUGGUGAAGUGCUUGAGACAGAAAGGUGAGGUGGUGGCGGUCACUGGAACUUGUAACAGAGAUACCCCAUCACUGAAAGAAGCCGAUGUUGGGCUUUUUCUUGGUCGUACCAAAGAGGGUCCCUCGGCAUGUGAGACUUCUCCAGACUCUGCAGUGAUAAGAGACUCGUAUACUAGAUGGCUUGUUAGUGAUGCUGAAGCAGCCAAGGAAGAGGCAGACAUCCUUGUCUUGGGUAUGGAUCUUGGUACAAUCUAUCGUAUUAUAAAGUUGGGAAAAGGUGUUUGCAACAAUCUUGAGAAAUUCAUACAGUUGCAACUGACUCUGAACAUUGUUGCCUUCGCUGUGAAUUCCAUUCUUCUUGUUUCCAAGAGUGAAACGCCACUUACUCCAUUUCAGCUUCUGUGGGUAAACCUAAUUAUGGACAUCCUUGGUGCCUUGGCUUUGGCAGCAUCAACGGCGGAGCCACCACCUUCUCAGACUCAACAGGAGAAACCGCCACCGGUAUACGGUGCUGGUCCAAUCAUUACCAAGACAAUGAGGAGAAGCAUAGCCGUUCAAUCUUUGUACCAAGUCAUUCUUCUAUUGAUUCUAGACUUGAUGGGAAAAGCUAUUCUCCACGUCGAUGAGACCACUUUAAAGGCCAUGAUUUUCAACUGUUAUCUACUUUGCCAAGUCUCUGAACUGUUCAGCACUAGAGAGACCCAGAUAAAAAAUAUUUUUGUGGGGAUUGUGAAGCAUGAGAGCUGUUGGUUUCUGGUCAUUUUAGGAACCAUUUUUAUCCUGCAGGUGGUGGUGACGGAGGCGGCGGCGGUGGUUGUGCAUACAGGACGAUUAGAUCUGAAACAAUGGUGCAUCUGUAUUGCAAUUUCAGCAGUGGCUAUGCCUAUAGACUGGGUUGCAAAAUGGGUCCAUUCCGUUUACUUCACAAGCGAUUUGAUUUGUAAGUAA
Molecule: messenger RNA, 3087 nt
Organism: Ilex paraguariensis (yerba mate)
Lineage: Eukaryota; Viridiplantae; Streptophyta; Magnoliopsida; Aquifoliales; Aquifoliaceae
Source: the annotation of a GenBank genome assembly